Molecule: messenger RNA, 1560 nt
Organism: Tilletiaria anomala UBC 951
Lineage: Eukaryota; Fungi; Basidiomycota; Exobasidiomycetes; Georgefischeriales; Tilletiariaceae
Product: ribosomal protein S5 domain 2-like protein
Exons: 2
Coding region: 109-1293 (394 amino acids)
Biological process (GO): TRAMP-dependent tRNA surveillance pathway; nuclear polyadenylation-dependent mRNA catabolic process; U5 snRNA 3'-end processing
Cellular component (GO): nuclear exosome (RNase complex); cytoplasmic exosome (RNase complex)
Source: RefSeq, a predicted model, not a curated record
CUCCUGGCUUUGGUCGUUCAUCUGUGCCAGGCGCUCUUCUCGCUUUGCUGCGAUCCGAAGGAAGUCAUUUGAAAACGAAACCACCGCAGCUAGAGCGAGGCGGAAGUCAUGGCAAGCACAUCAACAAUACCGAAUGCGGGAGCAACCACGGGCACCAGCUCGUUGUCCCUCGAUCUGAGCACAGCAACAUUCAAGCGCCUGCACCCACGCACCUACCUCGAGCGCUUCCUCACAUCCCAUAUUCGCGAAGAUGGUCGCCUCUUCUCUACGUGGCGGCCCACAUCGGCCGUCAUGGGCGCCAUCUCAUCCGCAGAGGGUAGCUGUCUCGUGCGAAUGGGCGUCACUACCGUCGUAGCGGGAAUCAAGGCGGAGGUCGCAAAACCUGACAUUGCCAGAAGCACGACUUCAUCUCACAGCAGUGGAACGGCAGCAAAGGCUUCUGCUGGAUGGCUGGUACCCAACAUAGAAAUCUCUCCGCUCAGCUCGGCGCGAGGCCGACCAGGCCCACCGACCGAAGAAGGACAGCUGUUAUGUGAUCGAUUGACGGACCUGCUUGCGAGCCCUUCGAGGCCUGUGAUUGACGUCACCUCACUCUGCAUUCAACCGGGUGUGGCGGCUUGGUGCCUUUAUUUGGACAUCACAGUCGUCAGCAAUGACGGCAAUGUCUUGGACGCUGCCAUGCUUGCGGCAAUAGGAGCACUGAUGGACACCCGCCUCCCCAAAGCGACAUUUCACGAGCGAACAAAUCGGGUGAUCUGCUCCGAUGAUCCUGCAAACUCAGCACCGCUCCCACUUCUCUCACUACCUUUCUCCUCGAGCUUUGGCAUUUACGAAGGCGCACAUUUGCUCAGCGACCCAUCCUCAUUCGAAGCUGCUUUCACUGCCAGCAGUCAUAUCGUUGUUGGCUUGAGCGAGUGGACGGAAGAGGGAAGCACAUGGGCCAGGGCUGUAGCAAGUUUUGAGAAUGACAGCGAGGCACAAGAUGGUGCGCAACAUAGCAUGGAUACCGACGAGGAUUUCAAAGGGGAUGAAGGUCUCAAUCAUCUCGCCAUCACAUAUCUACAUCAAGUCGGCCGAUGUCGCGCGCUCCUGCCACCUGACGAGCUUCAAGGACCAGCAAACAGGGAACAACCGUCAGCUCUUUUGACUCCUCUGCAGGUUAUCACCUCCUGUCUGGCCAAGGCCAAGCGAAGGUACGCGGAGCUUAAAGGGGUGCUAGAAACUGCCAGAAGCGAGGCACACAGCAAACGGAUAGAGGAGCAGAAGGCGGGUGUGCGUACGUCUGAUGAAUGAUUUUCGAUACAUUUCAGCCUUCUGGCAUGCUGUGUCGCCGCAUCAGCCAAGGGGCUUCAAUGUCUCCCAUUUGAGCGCUCGAGCCUCGAUGUAGUCGCUGAUGGUGAGAUUCCUGCGCUUGUGCCCGCGUUCGGUGUUGAGCUUAGCACCCCGCCCAGACCGCCUAUGGCAGAGCCAAAAGCGCCGCUGACCAUUGCGCCAGCGCUGAAGAGCGCGUUCACAGGAGCUGAUGCAGCCGGCCCUCCUCCACUAACAGAACUGCGCCGC